Molecule: messenger RNA, 1635 nt
Organism: Adineta steineri
Lineage: Eukaryota; Metazoa; Rotifera; Eurotatoria; Adinetida; Adinetidae
Source: the annotation of a GenBank genome assembly
AUGUAUUAUCGAGAUUGUAAGAAGGAAGAUUUUUAUUACGAAUCUAUUCAGGUGAAAGUAAUCAAAAGUGGUUACUACAGUUUUCGUGUUAGUGGUGCCAUUGAUCCAUAUGGAUCUAUUUACAACAACAAAUUUAAUCCGCUUGAUCCAUCGGAGAAUUUGCUCGACCAAGGCUAUGCCCAUUACUCUGAUAUGCAGCUUAAACUUGAUAUUCAUCUUGAUGUUGACAUAAUAUAUGUAUUGGUUAUAACAACAUUUGAUUCAAUAGAAACUGGAAAAUUUUUGAUCAAUGUGUUAGGUGAAAAUGAAGUUAUUCUCGAUCGUCUCAGCACUCCAGUAAAUAUACAAUUAAGAUAUUCAUUAAAAUUAACUGAUGAUAGCCCAACAUAUUAUCGAGAUUGUCAAGUACCACAAUGUCAUUAUGAAACAUUACAAAUUCAUGUUAAUACAACGGGUUUGUAUGUUCUUUGGAGUGAAAGUAAUAUUAAUGCAUAUGGAUAUAUCUACAAAAAUGAUUUCAAUCCUCUAAAACCAUCUGAAAACUUACUCUUAUCACAUGGCGAUCCAGAACAAAGUAGUUGUGUGAUCGGUGAUCAAUGUAACUUUUACAUCAAGGGCAUUGGUUUGACACUCGAUGAUAUUUUACGCGAUGAACUUGAACGGAAUACAGUGUUGAAUAAUCAAUCAUUUUCGAUUAAAUUAAGUGCGGGUUUAACAAUAAUUAUGUUUGUCGCAGGAUUAAUCAAUAGUAUUCUUUCUUUUAUUACAUUUCAAAGUAAAGAUUCUCAACAAGUUGGAUGUGGAAUGUAUCUGUUAGCAUCAUCAAUUACUUCUCUUUUGGCAAUUAGUAUGUUCAUAAUCAAAUUCUGGUUUGUUGUUCUUACUCAUAUCAAUGCGUCCACUAGUAUGUCUAUUCUUCGUGGAGGUUGUGCAUCUAUUGAACCGAUUCUAAAACUUUUUCUUUACUUGGAUGGUUGGCUUAAUGCUUGUGUAGCAGUUGAACGAGCAGUACUUAUUUUUAAAGGAGUAAAAUUUGAUAAAAAAAAGAGCAAAUCUAUUGCUCGACGAACAAUUCUUAUUUUACCAUUCUGUAUUUUCGGUACUCUUAUUCACGAACUCGCAUUUCGCAGAUUGUUCGUUUAUGAAACAGCACCAGAUACGGUAGAUACGAGUAUGACUAAUGAAGACACGAUCAAACGAUAUGUAUCAUGUAUUACUCAAUACUCUCCUUCUGUCCAAGAUUACAAUACAGCCGUUCUAUUUUUUCAUCUUGUUGGUCCAUUUAUUGUUAAUCUUUUCUCUGCAUUGUUCAUCAUCUUCGGUGGUGCUCAUCAACGAUCUAUGGCACGAACUAACCAAAGUUUUAAAGAACAUGUUCAAGAACAAUUCCGUGAACAUAAACAAUUGAUCAUUAGUCCAAUAGUUUUACUUAUUUUAUCAAUACCUCGUCUCAUCAUUUCAUUACUUCCUGGUUGUGCGAAAACAUCUGAAAACUUGUGGUUGUAUCUUGGAGCAUAUUUCAUUUCGUUCACUCCUUCGAUGCUAAUUUUUCUUAUAUUUGUUUUUCCUUCAGAAUUAUAUAUGAAAGCGUUUAAACAAUCGCUCAUUCGUAUUCGAAAGCGUACUCCUCCCUAA